AGUCUAGCUUCCUUACUGGUUAUUCAAGCUUUUAUCCACUAUUCUGGAAAGGUAGAGAAAGAAAAGCAGGCAGCUCCUUUCCUGCAGUUGAACUUUAUAAGGUUACUAGCUGAUCUCAAAUUUUCAAUUAAGAGGCCUGAAGUUGUGGAUGUGAUAUUGCCUUUCUUCAUUGAAAGUUUAGAGGAGGGUGAUGCAUCAGUACCAGGCUUAUUGAGACUCCGACUUCUUGAUGCUGUUGCUCGCCUGGCGAGUUUAGGUUUUGAGAAGUCCUACCAUGAAGCUGUUGUUCUGAUGACAAGGAGUUACUUAAGUAAGCUUGCUGCUGUUGGCUCAACUGAAAGUAAGACCACAGCUCUAGAAGCCACAACAGAACGUAUUGAGACACUUCCAACAGGAUUUCUUCUGAUUGCCAAAUCCUUGACUACUCCUAAGUUGCGUACUGACUACCGUCAUCGUUUGCUAUCCCUGUGCUCAGAUGUGGGCUUGGCUACAGAGUCAAUAAAGUGUGGAGCAGAUUUUCUUGGUCCUCUCCUUCCUGCCGUGGCUGAGAUAUGUUCAGAUUCUGAUCCUACUGUAGACGUUGAACCUUCACUUUUGAAGUUGUUUAGAAACUUGUGGUUCUAUGUCUCUCUCUUUGGGUUAGCUCCUCCAUUACAGGACCAUCAUGGCAUGACAAAGUCAGUAUCAACUACUCUAAACAGUGUUGGCAGCACUGGAGCGAUUGCCCUUCAAGCAGUGAGUGAUCCAAACAUGUGGAGUGCUGUUUGGUCCUCUGCUGUCCAACGCAUUUCUCAAGGAACCCCACCACUUGUUGUGAGCUCCAUGAAGUGGCUUGAAGAUGAGUUGGAACUAAGUGCUCUUCUUAAAGGUAGUCGGCGUGGUGGUGGCAAUGAGAAAGGUGCCGUUAGCCAAAGAACUGCUCUUUCUGCUGCUUUAAGAGGGUGUAUGGAACUUUCAGCAAUGAGGGCAAUUUCCGGUGUCAAGUCAACUUAUCUACUUGCAGUAGCAUGUUUGGAGAUAACACGGUUUAGUAGCAAUGCUGGGAUCCUCAAUGUGGGCCCUAGUUCAACAGCUUCUAGAAGUGCCUUCAGCUGUGUCUUUGAAUACUUGAAAAUUCCUGGCCUCACACCGGCUAUCUCUCAGUGCUUGACAGCCAUUGUUCACAGUGCUUUUGAAAAAGCAGUAGCAUGGCUGGAGGAGACUAGAUCAAGAGCAGACUAUAAGGAAUCUACAUUGACCACCCAUGUCAGUUUUCUUUUAAAAAGUUUGUCCCAAAGGAAUGAGCAUAUACGAGAUAUCUCAGUUAACUUGUUGAAUCAAUUAAGAGAUCGUUUUCCUCAGAUUUUGUGGAACUCUUCUUGUCUAGAUUCAGUAUUAUUUUCAGUGCACAAUGAUCUGCCUUCAUCUGCAAUCAAUGAUUUUGCUUGCAUGGCUACUAUUCGCUCCUUGUACCAAAGGACUGUUCGCGAAUGGAUGAUUCUUUCACUUUCACAGGCUCCUUGUACUAGUCAGGGGCUUCUUCAGGAAAAGCUUUGUAAAGCAAACGCUUGGCAAAAAUCGCAGCCUACAGAAGAAGUUGUUUCUCUCUUAUCUGAAAUAAAAAUUGGUACUGGUAAAAAUGACCACUGGACCGGAACAAAAACAGCAAAUAUUCCUGCUGUUAUGGCUGCAGCAGCUGCAGCAUCUGGAGCAAAAUUAAAAUUGAGGGAGGCAUUUAAUUUCGAGGUGCUCAGUACUUGUAUGAUCAGUGCAACUGCGAAGUCUAAUCAUGCUGGUGAAAUAGCUGGAAUGAGAAGUUUAUAUGCGAGUUUUGGUAGCCUUGAUCUCCCAGCUUCAGGUCCUGGUGAUAUGGUGGAACAUUUGCAGCCAAAAACUGGGUCCUUUUCUGAGGUUUUACUUAAAAAGUUUGUCCGACUGCUCCAGGAAUUUAUUAAUGAUGCAGAAAGAGGGAGAGAAGUAGAUAAAUCAUCAUUCCAUGAAACUUGUUCUCAAGCAACUGCUUUUCUACUCUCUGAUCUGGGAUCAGAUUCUAAAUCAAAUGUAGAAAGCUUUUCAAAACUUUUACGUCUUCUUUGCUGGAGCCCAGCUCAUAUAUUGACAUCCAAUGCCAUGGAGACUGGUGUAUUUAUUUGGACAUGGUUGGUUUCAGCUGCUCCUCAAUUGUGUUCUCUAGUACUUGCUGAGCUUGUUGAUGCAUGGUUGUCGACAGUCGACACAAAGCGAGGUCUUUUUACAUCUGAAGUUAGGUGUUGUGGACCUGCUGCUAAGUUAAGGCCUCACCUGGGACCUGGGGAGCCAGAAGCACCGCCUGAAAAGGAUCCCGUUGAACAAAUAAUGGCCCAUAGACUAUGGCUUGGGUUCUUUAUUGAUCGUUUUGAGGUCGUUCAACAUGGUAGUGUUUCACAGCUUUUACUUUUAGGGCGGUUGUUGCAAGGAACUAUCACACUACCUUGGAAUUUUUCUUCCCACCCAGCUGCUACUGGCACAUUUUUCACCCUCAUGCUUCUUGGAUUGAAGUUUUGCUCAUGCAAGUUACAGGGUAGUUUGCAAAACGUCAUGGCUGGGUUUCAGCUUCUAGAAGACAGAAUAUAUCGGGCUUCAUUGGGGUGGUUUGCUCACCAACCUGAGUGGUAUGACAUGAAUAAGAGCUUUGCGCUGAGUGAAAUGCAGUCUGUAUCUAUGUUUGUCCAUCAUCUUUUGAAUGAGCAGUUAGAUACUUCCCAACUCGAUUUCAAAGGGCGGGCACUAGAAAAUGGAAGCUCUUUGAAUGAUGUGAAAGAUCAACACCAUCCUGUUUGGGGCCAAAUGGAGUGCUAUGCUGUUGGGAGGGAGAAGCGGAAGCAGUUGCUUCUGAUGUUAUGCCAGCAUGAAGCUGACAGGCUUGAUGUCUGGGCACAACCUACUGCCAAGGAAAGCACUUCACGUCUUAAAAUCAGCUCUGAGAAAUGGGUCGAUUUUGCUCGAACUGCCUUUUCUGUAGAUCCCCGUAUAGCUUUUUGUCUUGCUGCAAGGUUUCCUACAAAUAAUCAUCUGAAGGCUGAAGUAACACAAUUGGUGCAG
Nicotiana tabacum (common tobacco) is the source of this 3060-nucleotide messenger RNA. Lineage: Eukaryota; Viridiplantae; Streptophyta; Magnoliopsida; Solanales; Solanaceae. The record is from RefSeq and is a predicted model, not a curated record.